CUCCCGAAAACAUUUCCGAAUUUCCGAGUUUUUUCGCUAAAAUACGCAAAAUAUCCGACAAAAAAUCAUGUCAGACACGUGGGAAGACAUUCAAGCGGUCAAGAACAAGCGAAACAGCUAUCGGGAACGUUUGGAAAAGCGCAAAAAGGAACGUCAAGACAUCCUUGGGACUCUGCCGUCGUCGCUGAACUCUUCCAAAACGAUAAAUUUGGAGUCAACAUCGUUCGACGAUAAAAGCAGCAUCGGAACAACGUUCAAAUGGGAAGCCGCCGAAGUAGAUCCAGAGUUUGAACGAUCAUUUUUGGUCUUUUUGAGCGAUCGCAGCUUGAUUUUGCCCAUCAACUCGAAGCAAAUUGUCGAAAAAUUGAUAAAACAAACGAAGAAAAGUGUCGCUCCAAGCACUUUGCAUUACUACAUCCAGAAAUAUUCGACGCAACAAGUCAUUAGUGUGCAAGAUGUUAGUAUCGACAACGAAUCUGGGUAUGAAGUGCUGCGGAUAGACCAUGCGAAAGUCGAUAAUUGUCUCCAAAAUGACAUUGUGGAUAAUGCUCCGGUCAAAAUUGAGGGCAACAAGAAGAGAAAGUAUGAAACUGAGGAAAUAGACGCCGAUAUCAAGCCUAAAAUCGAGAAAAAAUCCACAAAGGAACGAAAUGUCACAACUCAGGAAUCCGACAUCAUGUCCUUACUCUCACUGCCUUCGACGAAAGAGAAGCAAAGUAAACAAGUUGGUGUCGAAAUCUUAGAAUUACUCUCAAAACCAACCGCUAAGGAGAGAUCUCUCGCGGAAAAGUUCAAAUCUCAAGGCGGCGCUCAAGUAAUGGAAUUCUGUCCGUACGGAACAAAAGUCGAAUGCGAGAAAAAUCGCUCCCGCGAAGAACCGGAGGAAGAAAAUGACGAAAAUAAGGAAAUAAUUAAGACAGAAACGACUCCCAUCAAGGAAGAUCCCGACAAGGAAGAAGGCGAAAUGACAGAAGAUGACAAAAUUGAAGGAGAAGAAGAAGAAGAAGUCUCGCGAAAAGUCGAUUCGCCCACAAAAUGUAACAAAGUGCAUUUUAAAAAAAUAAUUCAACAACACACCGAUGAAUCGCUCGGCGAUUGCAGCUUCUUAAACACUUGCUUUCACAUGGAUUCCUGCAAAUACGUGCAUUACGAAGUAGAUGACAAGAGUGUCCUCGAAAGUAGUCCCAAAGUUACUCCAAGUCGCGUUUUUGCGACAUCCAAGGACAACGCUUCGAAUCUCGCGUUAAUCGCAAGUCCCGCCAACCAACCAACGCCCAGUAAAAAAGAUUCCGGCGCCAUUCUCUACCCCACGCAGUGGAUCCAAUGCGACUUGCGGUAUCUCGAUAUGACAGUUUUGGGUAAAUUCGCUGUCAUUAUGGCGGAUCCUCCGUGGGAUAUUCACAUGGAAUUGCCUUACGGCACGAUGUCGGACGACGAAAUGCGUCAAUUGGGCAUCCCCGCGUUGCAAGAUGACGGCUUGAUAUUUCUCUGGGUAACGGGUCGAGCGAUGGAAUUGGGCCGGGAGUGCUUGAAACUUUGGGGCUACGAGCGAGUCGACGAAAUUAUCUGGGUGAAGACGAAUCAGUUGCAACGUAUUAUCAGAACAGGUCGAACGGGACACUGGUUGAAUCACGGGAAGGAACAUUGUUUGGUUGGGAUGAAGGGAAAUCCAACGAAUCUCAAUCGGGGUUUGGAUUGCGAUGUAAUUGUGGCAGAAGUGAGGGCGACAAGUCACAAACCGGAUGAGAUUUAUGGCAUUAUUGAGAGACUUAGUCCGGGAACGAGGAAAAUUGAGCUUUUUGGAAGGCCGCAUAAUGUGCAACCGAAUUGGAUUACUUUGGGAAAUCAGCUGGAUGGCAUAAGACUCGUUGAUCCCGAACUCAUUAGCUCGUUCCAGAAAAGGUAUCCCGAUGGAAAUUGCAUGGCACCGAAAAAAUAAAGAAAUUUUAAAUAGAUUUUUUUUUAACUUUUGACCAAGUAUUGAAUAAAAAAAAAAUAAAAUAAAAAAAUAAUUUUAAAAAAUUGAAAAAA
Molecule: messenger RNA, 2031 nt
Organism: Culicoides brevitarsis
Lineage: Eukaryota; Metazoa; Arthropoda; Insecta; Diptera; Ceratopogonidae
Gene: Mettl3
Product: N6-adenosine-methyltransferase MT-A70-like protein
Exons: 2
Coding region: 68-1939 (623 amino acids)
Cellular component (GO): RNA N6-methyladenosine methyltransferase complex; nucleus
Molecular function (GO): mRNA (2'-O-methyladenosine-N6-)-methyltransferase activity; mRNA m(6)A methyltransferase activity
Source: RefSeq, a predicted model, not a curated record